Messenger RNA from Linum tenue, 2262 nucleotides. NCBI's taxonomy places the organism in Eukaryota, Viridiplantae, Streptophyta, Magnoliopsida, Malpighiales, Linaceae. The record is from the annotation of a GenBank genome assembly.
GAUCAAGCCCAUUAUUUUCCCCUCAAAUUUCAGAUCACUCUGAUGAAAAAGACAAAGCUUUGCCUCCCUUGACGUUUUGUUUCUUCCAGCGUUAUUUACAAUAUUAUUAUUUGAUGGCAUCGCUUUUAUAAUUCAACUGAAUACUAAAAAGGAAACCAAGUGGCACAACAUGUUAAACCUAAAAGUUAAAACUCAAGAUCUCAGGGGAAGAAGAAGAUAAUGGUGGACAACCACUCCACUCCAUUUCCACUUUCAGCAAAAAAAUUGAGCAAUAGAAAAUUAUCAAUUUCCUUUUGUGGGUUACUGUUUAUUCACCCACGCUUUUCCCGAACAUUUUCCCUUUUGUUUUAAAUCGCCGACUGGUUUUUCACCAAGAGUGGCUCUGUGGCUGACUGGCUGAUGGGGGCCGCUUGCCAAACUGGGGAAGUAUUUCUGUUUUUUUUUUGGGAUUUUAAUUUGCAAAUUUUCCAGAAAGAAGAAGUAGAGAGAGACAGCAGAGACGUAUUGAUUCCACUAACCAAAAUCGUGUGGCCGUGGUUAGUCCAGAAAUAAAGAAAUCAAAAUUCGUGUGGCCGUCGUCAAGAGCUCCCCCCACAGCCAUGGCCCGCACUCUCACCUUUCCUUUUCCUUCCUCUUCCCUUCCCUUCCAGAAAAUUUUCUCGCUUGGAAAGUCGAAAGCGGCUUCAGUUUCAUCCAAAAAAUCGUUCCAUCUACCAGCUGCCAAUAAACCCUCCGCCUUCUCCCGCCGCGGCCGCGCAAAUCAAACUUCCCCGCCGAUUUUCCUUCUCUUCUUGCAGCGGAGAUCUGAAGCUCGGUUCAACUCUGUGCUUUUAAUGGCGUUGACAGAGCGGAGAACAGAAGAAGAUUUGUAGUGGAAGAGAUUUUGAAGAUAGAAGGCACUAGCAAAGGGAAGAGGAAGAAGCCGAAAUAGUACACACUCAGCAGAGGGCGAAAAAAAAUGCGGACGCUCUGUGACGUUUGCGAAAACGCCGCCGCCAUCCUCUUCUGCGCCGCCGACGAGGCUGCUCUCUGCCGCGCCUGCGAUGAUAAGGUUCAUUUGUGUAACAAGCUAGCUAGUCGGCAUGUGCGUGUUGGGCUAGCUGUUCCGAACGCGGUUCCUCGUUGCGACAUUUGUGAGAAUGAACCUGCGUUCUUUUAUUGCGAGGUUGAUGGUACUUCGCUCUGCCUGCAAUGCGACAUGUCUGUGCACGUUGGUGGCAAGAGGACGCACGGGAGAUAUCUCUUACUGAGGCAGAGGGUGGAGUUUCCAGGUGACAAACCUGGCCAUGUGGAGGAUGAUGUUAUGAGGGAUCAAAUGCCGCCACCUAAAUUUAUGAAGCCAGUAACUCAGCAAGAUCGUAGGGUUUCUCCGGCUCCGGUGGCAGAGAACAACAAUUCGGUUGGCAGGAAUGGAACAAUGGAAAAUAAUUUGUUUGACCUUAAUUCCAGCCCUCGAAGAACUAAUGGGAAAGAUCCGACUAACCAGGGAGGUAACGUAGCGAAUGGGGCAAACUGAAGAGUCUGCUAAUGUUGUGGUUCAAGGACCCUUCAAAAGAGAGCAUGCAAAAAGUAAAUCAAGGUAUGGCUACAGCUCUUUGGUUUGGCUUUGAGCUUGUAAUGAGAUAACUUUCAUCCAAAGUGUUGUGUGGAUCUGAACUGCAGACAUUUUCGCCUAACUACGAACGUUUCAAAUUAGUAGCAGGGGACAUUCUAAGUCACUAUAUGUUUGGCAUCAAAGGAAGAAACAGAUAGUUUUUGAUGCAUAUAUGAUCUCAUUCAUUGUUGACGAUGAACUCUAAAUUCUUGAUUUUUGUGGAUAUAGAUGACUCUCAUGGUGCCCGAUUCUGAAGACUUCAAUAGCUCGAAACUCGGCCUUUCACACCAUUAUCAUAUAGGAUAGAUGGUUAGUACACUACUGCUGCCUACGGUUGGUUAGGAGAGAAGCUGAGAUUUUUUCCUUCUUUUUUGUGUCUGUGUAAAGCAAAAUGCAGCUUUUGUUGUGAACCAAGUACAAGAAACUCGUUCAGUAGGGCGGUUCUGAUGCUAGUUAAUGGUUAACAUUUAUACAAAACCACAUGCUGUUUGAUGUAAGGACCUCAAUAAUCUGUUAAACUAGUUCAUCUUCCCAGAAACUGCUGCAAAAUUAGGCCAUCAACGCCUAAAUUAGCCUCCCUAAUCCUCCUCCUCGAAGGGUUGGGGUCAGAAUUACUACAAAAAAAGUCACAUCUAGGUUAGCCUUCUUGAGUCGCUCUCUCCCUUCAG